GACCCAUCCGCGUUGGAGCAUGCGCCAGUGAAGGUCCUGGUGGUGGUGGAGCAUCUGCCAUGGCAUGAGAGCAUUCUCAGCUAUGCCUGUCCUAUUCUUCAUGCUCCUCCUCGUUCUUUCCCUCUCACAGGACCCAUCCGCCUUAGAGCAUGCGCCAGUGAAGGGGCUAGUGGUGGUGGAGCAUCUGCCGUGGCACGAGAGCAUUCUCCGGCUGUACCUCCCUGCUGGGCUCGUCUCGAAGCUCAUUCAAGAGGUGUGUACGAGGCUGCUUGCUGCUUGCUGGCUGGGUUUGGUGAGAUCAUUCCUACAUCAUGCUCAAAGCAUUCUCUUCCCGUACCCCCUGCUGGGCUCGUCCCGGAGCUCAUUCAAGAGGUGCGGGGCUUGCUGCUGCAGCGCACGGGCGCGGAGCUGUUCCUAUCCAACCUGGAGACGGAGGACAUAGACACGCCCGAGAUUGUGUGGAACGAAGACAUGAAAGAGCGCCUGCGAUGCUUCCUGGAAGCGGACUUGCAGCCAUACGUGCAGGCACGGGCGGGGGACCCUCACGCGGUCUAUGUGUACGAGCCCAAGCCACCGCUCGUGUAUCCUGAACUCGCAGGCACCGUCUUUGUUGCGCCGGUGCCUACCAUCCCAGUUGUGCUGCUGUACCUGCACAACGUGCUGAUGCGGAGAUGGAGAGGCACCAUCUUCGUGGCACCGGUGUAUCUACACAACGUGCUGGACGCUGAGAGGUUCCCGGCGCACCAAGUGUUUGACUCCACGUCCUUCCACCACAGCGUGCUGCGGGUGAGUGGAGUGCUGAGGGUGAGUGGCGUGCUGCGGGUGAGUGGAGUGCUGAGGGUGAGUGGCGUGCUGAGGGUGAGUGGCGUGCUCAGGGUGAGUGGCGUGCUCAGGGUGAGUGGCGUGCUCAGGGUGAGUGGCGUGCUCAGGCUCUCCCCUCCCCAGGAGUACGAGCCCAUUCCGCAGGCCACCUCAGCAGGGGGCAGUGGUGCGGUGACAUGUUUGGCAGAGAAUGUUGUCCUUCUCACACCUCUUCCCUCUUUCCAUCUCCCCGAGUACGAGCGCAUUCUGCAAGCCACGUCAGCAGGGGGCGGUGCAGUGACGUGGCGCCAGGAAGCCCCGCGGCUCGUGCUGCUGCUCAAGGCGCAGGUGGCCGUCAAACUCCAUGAUAAAGAGGUGACUUUUGAGUCGACUCAAAGUCUCCUAGGCAGUGAUUCUGGACUGCUAUCCGCGGUUCCUUGUGUAGAGGCGGAGAGUGUAGUGAUCGACAUGGCGACCCCAGCGCUGCAUGUGUGCAUCGCUCUGAAGGAUGACUUCUCAAACGCUUCUUGCCUCAUUCUUCCUCUUCAAUCAUCUCCCGCUUUCCCUCCCUGCCCCCUCCCUACCUUCCUCUCCCCCAACCCCUCGCCUCCCCCUUUUCUUUCCCCCUCCCAGGCAGUGAUUCUAGACCGGUACCCACAGAUCCCUCUGGGAGCAGAGGCAGAGAGCGUGGUGAUCGACAUGGCGACCCCAGCGCUGCGUGUGUGCAUCGCUCAGAGGGACGACUGCCCCCCUCAGAUGGCCGAUAUCCUGCAGCAUGCUGCUAAGAUCCUCCGGGGGAUUGCGGCUACCAGAGACAAGGACGCGGACGUAUCUCAGCCGUCUAUCAACUUCGCCCUAAGCGUGCUGUCCUGUGGAGCACGUGUGAAGUCGGACGGAAGCUUCCCCGACUCCCCUGCCAAGUCCCCUCUCGAACCCGCUCUCUCCUGCGCCCUCUCCAUCCUCGAACUCGCCGCCUCCUCCAACGUCUACUACUCCCCUGCUGCCAAGUCCCCUCUCGAGCCUCUCCUGCGCCCCUCUAUCCUCGAGCUCGCCGCCUCGUCCAAGGAGGGUCGCAAGCAGGCGAGGGACGACAUGCGGUGGCACAAGGGAUUCUGGUGGGCGCUGUGGUUCGCUGCCGGGGAGAGCAGCUGGGGCAGCAACCUCCUUCACUCCGUUUAUUCGCACAUCCAUUUUAACCCCUCUGGACCCCUCACAACCUCUCUUGACCACAGGGAGGGACGAAAGCAGCUGAGGGACGAUGUGCGGUGGCGCAAGGGCUUCUGGUGGGCGCUGUGCUCUGCUGCAGGGGAGAGCAGCGCGGAUGGGGUGCCCUGCUCGCUGGCCUUUGCUGCUCUCGACUGCCUUAACCACUUCGCUGGGGACCGGGACAUGUGCUACCGGCUGAUCAACCAGGCCCUUCAUCUGCCGCUGCUGCUCCUCGCUGUUCCAUCAGAGUCAACCCUCGAGGAUGAGCGGCGCCGCAAUGAAACAGGUCAAGAACCCAACUUCGGAGCGAAAGCAUUACAGCAGGUGGCAGCAGAGGUGCUGCGCACGCUCGCAAUCACUCUUGAGCAAGCACUCCCGCCUGAUGGCGAACCAAGCCCCCGAGGCUCUCUGCUGCACAUGCAGCAGUUGGAGCAGCAGCAGUCCUCUGCCCCCUCCCAAUUACCUCCUGAGUGUGUCCUCCUUCCCUUCCUGCUGCCCUUCGACAUGUUUUCCUUGUCCAAGCAGCAGUUGGAGCAGCAGCAGCAGGAGCAGGAGCAGGGCGGCCUGCUCUCAUACGUCAUCCCCUGGGGUCUGCUGGAUGCUCUCAAGAAUCCCGAUGCUGGGGCGGCGAAGCUUGUUGCGUUGGUGGGAGCCGACGGCGAGAUGCCGACCGCGAUUUGGAAUGCGGCGGUGAGGGAGGAGCUUAGGGGGAAGGUGGAGGCGCGGAUUAAGAGGUUUAACCUGGCGCAGGCUGGAGGAGGGGGAGGAGGAGGAACGGAGGAGGAAGAUGAAGUGGCGUGGCUGCGCUCGUUCAGGUACGACUGCCUCAAGGACGAAAUGGUUAUUUCAGGCAUCUUCGUCCGGGGGUACGCUGCGGGCAGCUGGGAAAACUUCGACCUGCCCGACGGCCGUGCUAGCAUCGUCACCACCUCAGCAGCUGCCUUUGCCUCACAGCCUCCCACUGUCGCCGGGUUUCUGAUGGUACUUAAAGCCCUGGCGGAGUGCAUUAGGUGCCCCUACGAGCCGAGAGCAGCUGCUGGGGUCGUCUUUGCUGCCCGUUUUGGCACGGCAGCUAUGGAGAUCGAUCACCAUACCAGGAACGGGAGUGGAAGAGGGUUGGUGGCACCAGAAGGGGAGGAGGAUUUCGGGGCGGGGUUGAGUGAACUGGCACUGGCGAUUCUCGACGCGGUUUUGGAUCUAAGUGUGGAAAUGGCAGCAGUUGUGGCAGUUACCAAUCAUUUCAGUUCCAGCAGCCUGCUUCUCGUGCUGCUCGCGCUCUUCCUCCGGGUUCCCCUGCCCCCGUUUAAGGGCACUUCGAAAAAAGCUGCUGGGCAGGCGUGGAGCGAGGCGGAAGAGGCAGGAGUGCUGGACACGGCGCAGUUUCGAGCUGCCCAGAUUCUCGGGCAGCUGCUGCUGGCGGCCUGUGGAGUGCAGGAUCGGGCGAAAUUUAUCGCCGGGAUUGAGGAGGAGGGGAUAGGGUCAGCAACAGCAUUAGGUGAUGGCACGAACGGGAUUGAUAACCUAUCAGUGGAUGAGGAGGUGUUUUCCGACCCUCACGGGGACGUUCGGGAUAUCCACAACCUGAUUUCGCUCCUGGAGCCAGGCGCGGCGCCGGCCGUGCCUCUCAUCUCGGUUCGGGUGCUGUACCUGCUGCUGCCGAUGCGCAUCCUCUCGCUCCUCAUGUCCGAUCCGGAAGGAGCGUGCCGAGCCAUCGGAUCUCCCAGUUGCACGCCGCUGCUUGUGUGGAAUGACGCUUCGGCGAGAAGAGCGAGAGAUGCAAUCAAGAGGGAAGCAGAGGAGGUGCUAAGGAGGCAUGAGGGGGAGGUGAGUGAGGGGAAGCAGCAGCUAGGGCUGCCUAUGUGGGAUCUGGAGGCAGGGAAGGAGCCGGACGGCGGCAGUGUGGGGCGAGGCGGGGAGGAAGCAGCGGCGUUCCGCCCCUUCUUCCUGCAGUACGUGCGCGAGAGCAUCGAGUUGGCAAAGGAUGAAGGAGAGGGAGCAGCAGGAGGAGCAGAGGCUGCGGAAACGUUGUUUUCAGAGCAGGAAAAGGCGGGGUACGUUCCGGAGAUGUACAUUGGUGGGUGUUACGUGGACCAGUUGUUGCGGCAGCCGAGAUUUGAUCUCGGGAAGCGAGUGGAGCUGCAACUGGUGAGGGAGAUUCGCAAGGCUAUAGUCACUGCUGCGCCAAAUGAAGGCAAGAGAUAUGAGGAGUUCACCACUGCGGAUCGUAGAAGGCUGCUUUUGGCCCUGCUCGCGCUUUUCCAGAGCCGCCCGCACCUGCUGACCAUCACCAACACGGACAUCUUCCUGCCCGUGACGGACUUUUUCACGUCGGGCAGCGGCGAAGAGCGGCGCGCGCUGCUGCAGGCCGGCGUGUUACUGUUCCUGCGCAUGGUUACUUCGAAUGACGUGGCGGAUUUCGUCUCUUCUGAAGAGCUCAUCUCGCUUCUGUCGAAGCUGCUGUUGCUGGAGGUACCGGCAGGGAGACAGGGGCAAGCUGCUACGGAUCCGAGGGUGUGUGCUCUGAUGCUCAUGCAGAAAUUGUUCAGACUUUCCUCAAAGGCUGUUGAGUUGGGGUUGCAGCAUCAGGUUGUGGAUCGUCUGGCAUCGCUCGUACUCGAUACAGAGAACUCCAUUAUCGUGCGUGCGCGAGCUGCUGCUGUGCUGGGAGCUAUGGCUGGGGAGAGAAGGCUGGGGCCGGAGAUUACAAGGCAGGCAGAGAGGAUUUUGCCGGAGAAUAUUCCCGAGGAUGGCGGGAUGGACGGAGGAGGAGGGGAUGGGGGUGGUGGGGAAGGGGAGGAUGGGAACGGCGGUCCCACAGCUGUUGUGGAAGCUGCCUUGAUGUUUCCUGCUGCCAGGCUGGACGCAUGGAACGAUGAGGUGGACGGGGCUCUAAGGCACGGGCUGGCUGCUGCUGCUCUCACCAACACACGGAAUGUGAGGAUUCUGAGGAAGAAACUUGCUGGGGCGAAGGGGGUGCUGGUGGAGGUGGAACUGCAGUUCCAACCUCCCCCAGGUGCUGCCGCGAGAGCCAAGAAGGGCGAGACUGCAAGGACGUCAGUGGAUGAUCCGGCGAAGGCCGCCCGGACGUUCAAGCAGAGGUUGGAGACGCAGCUGGGGGGUAUGCUCGCCCCAGAGGUGUUUGAGUCGAUGGGUAACCCGGCUGUCCGCUCCUCGACGGUGAAGGACUCGGACCGAGGGGCGGCGAUGAGCGACGAGGGCCGGGCGGCAGUGACGGCGAUAGUGGAGCAGCUGGAAGCAAUGGGGCUGGAAGAGCCGCUCAAGAGUCCCUUAGUGUUUGGAGGGCUGUACUGGAGUCAAAGGAAGGGCACGAGAGUGGAGCGGCUGGAGGCCGUGCGGCUGGGGGAGCCGCUCAAGAGCCCGCUGGUGUUCGGAGUGGAGCAGCAAUGCAAGGACAUGGGAGUGCUGGCGGCUGUGGGGCUGGAGGAGCCGCUCAAGAUUCCCCUGGCGUUCGGUGGUAAGCGGGCAUGCAUAGAGCAGCGGAGCAUUCAGCAGUGGACGGGGCGGUCAUGGGAGGUGGCAUACACAUCUAGACCCACAGCAGCGGGCGGGUACUACCGCAGCAUGCUGGGGCGCACACUGCUGCGAUCCAAGGACCUGGUGCAGACCAUCUACCCGCCCAACGGGGUGGAUAACCUCGUGGAAUUCGACGCGCUCUCCCUGAUCCCCGGCAGCAUCAGCCUUAAAGGCACUUUUGAGCCGCUGGACAACAAGUGGGUGCGGGCGGUGUUUGAGGCGCCCAACCUCGCUCUGGGCGCGCUCAAGUUCUCCUACGGAGGGCAAUCGUCCGUGCGCCUGUCUGUGUCGUACCUCGAUGAGCGGGUGCGCAUUGGCCGGGGAUCCCAAGGCUCCAUUUUUGUGUUUGCACGCCGCACGUAA
This is a messenger RNA of Closterium sp. NIES-65, 5904 nucleotides long. The record is from the annotation of a GenBank genome assembly. NCBI's taxonomy places the organism in Eukaryota, Viridiplantae, Streptophyta, Zygnematophyceae, Desmidiales, Closteriaceae.